This is a messenger RNA of Tyto alba (common barn owl), 8067 nucleotides long. Its product is annotated as general transcription factor IIH subunit 2. Gene Ontology annotation, molecular function: zinc ion binding. The record is from RefSeq and is a predicted model, not a curated record. Gene Ontology annotation, cellular component: transcription factor TFIIH holo complex; transcription factor TFIIH core complex. Gene Ontology annotation, biological process: regulation of transcription by RNA polymerase II; DNA-templated transcription; nucleotide-excision repair. NCBI's taxonomy places the organism in Eukaryota, Metazoa, Chordata, Aves, Strigiformes, Tytonidae. Bases 3564 to 4754 code for a protein of 396 amino acids. The transcript is spliced from 16 exons.
ACUGCAGACAGUCCUCCGGGAACCUUCUCCACAGGGAGUCCUCCCCACGGGCCGCAGCCGUUCCCACGCUGCUCCGCCGUGGGUCCCCCCGGCGUGUUGCAGUCCUCCCAGCGCUGAACCACAACCGCGGGGCCGCUUCUCCCCUCAGGGUCCUGGCUCCCUUUAAGCGCGGACGCCUGUCCCAGUGUGGGCUCCUCCUCAGGCUUCAGGUCGGCCACUGCUCCAUCACGGACCUCCGUGGGUGGCAGCGGGGUGGCCCUGCCGUCUCACCACGGGAUAGGGGGGGCUCUUUGCUCUGGCACACCACCCGCCCCGCCCCGCCCCUUUCUCCUUUCUCCUCCUCCCUUCUUCCACUGAUCUCGGUGUUUGCGUAAGCAUGCUCCUUGCAAUCUCCCCUCCCAGGUUCCCCUUCCCAAAUAUGCUAUCGCAGAGGUGCAGCCACCAUCACUAAUUGUCUCGACCUUGGCCAGAGCCGGGUCCAGCUUGGGACCAGGGGAGCUUCAAGAAGCUUCUCACAGGGGCCACUGCUGUAGCCCCCCGCCCUGCUACCAAAGACCCUGCCACAGAAACCCAGCACACUGCUAUUUAAGGAAUUGUUAUUACACUUUAAAUGUUUACUUCCUCCUAAUUGUCUUACUUGGAUGAGAAGUGACAACCCUUAGAAACAUGCUCUGCAACUUUCCUGUAAUUCAAGAGGUCAAACCCAGUCUUGGCACACUUUCACUAUAUCCAGUAAAGUUAUGGUUGCUCUGCGGGGAAACUGGCUAAACUUAUCUCUAGCUUUAUGGAGCUAAUCCUCACUCUGAUGCUUAUGGUAUGGAAACUCCUGGUGACACGAGAUGGAUCAGUGCUGUUCGGAAUUAGUUUAGGUAGAAGCAAGACAUAACCAUUUAACAUCAAAAUACCUGAAACUAAUCUAUUAACUCUUUUUGUAUUUUGAUAUUAUCUGAAAAGAUCUCAAACUCUUUCUGCACAUGAAAGAGUACACUUCUGCAUAACUGCAUUUUCUUCUUGCUUCUAUUAUGGGAAAGCAAACAUUUGCAAGCUUUUAAAACUACGUGUAAUUUUUACUUUAACAAAAUAAAUAAUUUGAAACAUUCAUACAGUAUGAGAACCUGCACUGUAAUGCUAUUUAAAUACAGAUAAAGACCUUGUGGAAUUACCAGAACACGAAAACCAGCUGUGAUGUAUUCUUUCAUCCUGAAAGAUUGCUUAUUCCCUACUAUUACUAAAAUAUGUGCACUCUCUGGAUGUCAUUGAGUUUCUUCCUCUUCACCUAUAAUUGAGUAGUUACAGUGAUUUUCCUUUUCUAUCACUGUGUGUAGUAGCCUGUUCUGGAGAUAUAUAAAAAUUAUGUAUAGGCAUGUGUAAAUUAUAGGUAAAUAAUUUUUUUAUUUUCCAUAGCACAUUUUAGAUCUUGAUAGUUCUGAACGUUUCAGAGUUCUGAUCCUGUUUUUCUAUUAGUGAGUUUGUUCUGCUAACAAAUCUGUCCCUCUGUCCCCUUGUAUUCUUGUAUUUGUGCUUUUUCCCUGCAGCCUCACUCUCACAAAGUUCAAUCCAUCCUAUGGUAUCAUUUUAUCACUAUGUCAUCUUUUUAAGUACUCUGAUGUACAACUGAAAACGCUUUUCUUGUAUUUAAACAAAUCACCCUCCAGGUUUAACAACGUGAACUAGUUGCUGUUUUAAACUCCUGAAUGUAGAGACCAUGUUGUGCUUCAUUUGGCAUCAAUUGGUAUGAUAUUACUGCAGAAUUGUCAAUUUCUGGGCGUAGCAAAGUAAGGGUAAUUGAAGAAGGUUACUGUUACAUAGUUAAACGUAGUUUUAUAAUACUACAGUAGUUGUGAAAGGUGAUUAGUUAAUGUAACAGUGCAUUUUCAGUGUGAGAAGCAUAAUCCGUUUUCUGCCCGCAUAUGAAGAUAAUCAUUACUACAAGUGCUUCAGAUUUCUUCUUUCGAGUGAACAAUAAAAGUGCCCGCCUGGACCUGUGCACCAGCCAAAACCUCUGCAUUUCUACUGGAUGUUAAAACUGUAACUGAUUUUCUUCUUGAUGCUUUCUUUUAGUGACUAGUAAGAGCUUUGUGUGUGCAAACAAAACAGCUUGUUACCCUACUGUGAAAAGCAAAUGAAAAAGAAAAGCUGUAGUUUCAGGAGGUUUUGAUUUCUAAGAAAUCUCUACAUUACAACAUUGUCUAGUCUAGACUUGUGACAUUUUGCAUUGGCAUGUAUGGGUAGAACUCAUCCAGCACAGUAUCUUGACCAGGUACCACUCUACUACAUUAAUCAAUAUUUCAAUAUCUCUCUGUGGUGAUCUGUAAUGCCAAGAGCUGCUGGAUCUGAACUAGAGUCCUUCUUACAUAUUUCUGGCUGCCUUUAGAAAUAAAUACUAUGCUUGCAAAGGAGACAAACAGUAAAUUUAAAGAUGUUUGAAAAAUGAAACGUACACAACAUUUACUGAAAAACUGGAUUUCUUUUGGUUAGAGCAAUUAGCACACUCAAUGGAAUACAAAGCAUCCCAACCCAGUUUUUAAAUGCAAUUGCCAGUUAACUGUUCACAGCUCUGUAGGGAUAGUUUAUUAAAAGAAAUCCCCAAAGAAAGCUGUCACAGUGAAACAAGAACCCAGCCUGAAAGGGGUGACUGUGUGUACAGUGAGAUUAUUCUGCAUGUUUGCAAAGACUUGUAUUACUCCACUGCUUGGUUUGCUCCCACGAGCGCAUGAAAAUCACAGAAAAUGUACCUUAAACUUUGCAGCAAUUAAUUAAUUCCAAGAUCAAUAUUUUAGAACAGAGUUAAAGCAGUGAUUUUGCUAUUGGGCUAACAGGCUAUUUUCAUUAACUGAUGAGCAUAAUUAUGCAUUAAAACUCAGUGCUACAGUGCAUGUAAAUAAUAGCCUUUUUAUCCAGGUUUCUGGAUUCUUCUGAUAAUUACAGAAAUUACUUCGUUUAGUUACAGAAAUACCACGUAAACCCAGACAGUGCCUUAAUGCUGUCAACCGGAACUUGAGAAAUGAGGGCCAGUUGGACCUGAGAGAAACUUACCGCGGGCCCCGCGCCUGCACCAACGAUGUAUCCACGGCACGUUUUAGCUGCGCUACUGUCCUUUUAAUAAUUUAACUGGAGCAUUUCGAUGUCGUUGUGAAAAAUAUCCUGCAUUUAACUGCAGCGGCAGCAUUAUUCUCCUCAGACUGAGAUGCCAAGGCCCGGACGCCUGCCCUCCUUCUCGCCCCGCCCCGGGGCCUGUUUCCCGCCCAGCCCGGAGGCCGGGCGGGGUGGGCGUGGCCUCAGAGCCAUUCGGAAGCUCACUCAAGUUCAACCUGGCGUUAUGGACGGCAGCCACCGGGCCUCGUCUCGCGCUCUGCUAUAAGAGGCCGUCAGACCCCGGCGUUGCAGCUCUUUUUCCGGCCGUGCCCACUUCGCAGCCCCUAUCCUGGCCGUGCAGCACGGUAGUGGAGCUUCCCCUCAGGCAGGAGCUACUCCUCCCCGGCCAGAGCCAGCGCCAGCUGGAGCGGCGAGGAGAGGAGCACGGCCGUGGGUGCUCUCUGCAGCGUUGGAGCAAAGCCAUAGCGAUGGAUGACGAACCGGAACGGACCAAGCGGUGGGAAGGAGGCUACGAAAGGACAUGGGAAAUUCUUAAAGAAGAUGAAUCCGGAUCGCUGAAAGCGACCAUCGAGGACAUUAUUUUCAAGGCAAAGCGGAGAAGAGUCAGUGAACAUCAUGGACAAGUUCGACUUGGAAUGAUGCGUCACCUUUAUGUGGUGGUUGAUGGAUCAAGAACUAUGGACGACCAAGAUUUAAAACCGAACAGACUUACUUGCACCUUGAAGUUGUUGGAAUAUUUUGUUGAAGAGUACUUUGACCAAAAUCCUAUUAGUCAGAUUGGCUUAAUUGUAACCAAGAAUAAAAGAGCUGAAAAAAUGACAGACCUUUCAGGUGUCCCAAAAAAGCACAUAACUGCUCUGAAGAAAGCGGUGGAUAUGAACUGUGGUGGAGAGCCAUCUCUCUAUAAUUCCCUAAAUUUGGCCAUGCAGACCUUAAAGCACAUGCCAGGACAUACAAGCAGAGAAGUGUUGGUAGUCUUCAGCAGUCUGACAACAUGUGAUCCAGCCAACAUCUAUGAUCUAAUUAAGUCUUUAAAAGCAGUUAAGAUCAGAGUAUCCAUCAUCGGCCUAAGUGCAGAAGUUCGAGUUUGUACAGUACUUGCCCAAGAAACUGGUGGAACAUACCGUGUUAUUUUAGAUGAAAGUCAUUAUAAAGAACUGCUGAUGAAUCACGUUAGUCCUCUACCUGCCAGUUCAAGUUCUGAGUGCUCCCUUAUUCGAAUGGGUUUUCCUCAGCAUACUAUUACUGCUCUAUCUGAUCAAGAUGCAAAGCCAUCCUUUAGCAUGGCGCAACUGGAAAACAACAGUGAGCCAGUUCUUACACUGGGUGGAUAUUUCUGUCCCCAGUGCAGAGCCAAAUACUGUGAACUUCCGAUAGAAUGCAAAAUCUGUGGUCUUACAUUAGUGUCUGCACCUCACCUGGCUCGGUCGUACCAUCACUUGUUUCCUUUGGAUGCCUUUCAGGAAGUUUCACUGGAAGAAUAUCAGGGGGAACGGUGUUGUCUGGGCUGCCGGGGAGAAAUGAAAGAUCAAAAAGUUUACAUAUGUAAAGUGUGUCAGAAUGCAUUUUGCUUGGAAUGCGAUUUGUUUGUUCAUGAUACUCUGCACUGCUGUCCUGGCUGUAUCCAUGAGCAGCACCCUACUCCCAUGUCUAUAUGAUGUCAUCUCUUCUUAGAAAUUAUUGUAUCUAUGUCAUUCUUGCAUAAAUCUAUUUUGUUUAUUCAGUCAUAGCUUUCACUAAGGCACCUCAAAACAAGAAGGACCUAGAUGAUUACACAAGGAUGAACAUGGGCUUGGGAGCAAACUGAUUUUUACCUAACGUAUCAAUGAUUUUUUUACUGUUAAUAUAUUCUUGAAUUAUCUAUAUCUGAUCUAUUUUCUUUGGUUUUGUCUGAAAAGCUCUGGCUUUUUCUGAACAUGAGUAACAUGUAUAUUUGUAAAUGUGAAGGGGAUUAAACUGAUUUGUAUGAUAAUGUGAUUAAUCUUUUUUUCAUUCUGUUCAAAAAAGAAGCCCUGAUAUUUUAUGUGUCAGUUGUUAUAAUAUCUUGGUUUUGGUGGAUAGUGGAGUUCUAUAUAUCAAAAUAUUUUUUCUGUGAGAAUUUAACAAAAGUGUGUUUGAGCAAUUAGGUGGGAGACAUUUCAAGUAUUGUGACUAUUCACCUUGGGCUUCAGUAAAGCAACUCAAAUACAGCAGUUACAAAUGUGCUGAAAACAUGUUUUACGUUUUAAUGGUAUGAUUCAAAACUAACUGAAUUCUGGUACUGCUCUGUCUGUAGUUGUAUGGUUUGUUUCACUUUCUUGUAGGAGUGUAAAAUAACUGAAAGGCAAUAACUUUGCAAAGAUGUAAGACUGGAGUUUACGCAAACUAUUGUUUGAUGGUCACAGUAUUGAAGACGGUGACGCUGUUUUGAUUCUGAGGCUGGAAUGAACGGCUAGAACUGCAAGUUAUCUCCUUGGCUAAACUUCCCAAAGCAACAGACAGCCAGGUGGAGGGAGAAGGGGAAGCAUGUGAACAUUGAAGAAUGGAAACUGAGACAGAGGCAAGACACCUUGGAGAUUUGCAGACGUUUUACAGUGUCUAUUCAAAGUGUGAUUACAAUUUGAAGUUGUGAGAAUGUAACGUGCUACACCUCAGUAAGAGGAGGUUGUGACAGUUCAGUACAUCACAUCUGGUUUUCUGAAGUUACCUUAAGAUGGCUGUAAUACAUCCAGAGUAACUCAGUCACUGCUCUAUCUGACUUAAUUUUAAAACGGUGGCCUUUGUUGUCAGAGUAGGAACAGCAAUAAUCUAACCUAACCACUGAAUCUUAAAAGUGCAAACAGACGAAGAAGGGAAGCAAACCCCUGUCUUAAGUCAGUUACCUGUUUUCAUACUCGCCACAUACAAACAAUACAUGCUGCUUUUCAGUUUUCACUGGCAGCUUUCAAGUCCUUUAAAUCUGCAAAUUCAGAAUUGCUAGUAUAGCUUUGUUUUUCCUACUCCAGUACUGCAGGCUGGCUGGAAUGCAGUGUAUCUGCUGUGUUGGCAGAUAAAUGACUGUUUUGGCAUGCAUCUGUGUUUCAUUUUGUGCUGAGUCAAAGAAUCCCUAUAAACCCUUCAUGCUAUCGGGUGAUUACAGUGCCUGUUACUGUGAGGGUGUCCUAAAAACUAGCAGAAAAAUGACAUAUUCAUGGGUUUUGGUGUGGUCUAGUAGUCCAGGCCAAGCCAAAGGAGGGCCCUAAGCAUCUGGCUCUUGGAUAUUCUGAUAGGGGUGAGAGUGUCUUGAUGUGAUGUUUUCUGGUAACAUUUUCAUCUUCACAGUCAUUGUUUCCUAAUGGAAAAAAAACGGUUUUCUGAAAGCACUUUAAAUCUGUUCUAGUUUUUUCUCUUGCUAGACACCAAAGUAACAUACUUGGAAGUAGAAGCUGUGUAGAAGUUGCAGCUAUAUACUCCAGUAUCUGCUUGUGGUUUGAGUAAUAAUUUGGCUUGUACUAUUCCACCCCUCUCAUUGGAUAGCAAGAGUAGUUCAAACAAGGUCCUGAAAAAUUACUAUUGGGGCAAUGUUUAUCUACUGCGUAAAGAAUUUCAGCUGUGGUCUUUGUGUUUAAAGCAGGAGGGAGGAAAUCCUUCCUUCAUCUGUACUUUUUGACUGGAAUUCACUGGAUCUCAAGUCUCCUUUGCUUUUGAGAAGCUACAACUUGCUUUCUUGUUUUUGUGUUCUCUUAUUUACUGUAUCUGUCACAAGAUUAGUUAAUCAGUGAUGUUAUCAGCAGACCUGUGAGAAAUUCUUAAACUUCCUAAAAAUGCUAUGCAAUACAGUUUGGACAUAAAGCGUUUAAGGAAGGGGUGAAAAAACAAAAACAUCCCGUGGUGGAGUUCAGGGGACAACUGUGUCAAGAAGUUUGAGGCUGCAAGGUACAGUGCUACUAGAGUGCACUGCUGUGAAGGAGGUUGUGGAAAGGUCGGUGAGUGCCCUUGCUUUCCUUCCACUUUGUACUUUUCUUGCAGGAAUAAAAGUUACCAUCUGUAUUAACUGUUGUAACUGAUUUCUGAGACUGGAAGUGCUGAAAAUGUAUUAACUGAGUAAAACAAAGGUCUGGUUUUAGUUUUGCUUAACAACUGCAGCUCCUGAAGAAUUGGCAUGACAUCCUGGCCUGACUCAUGCGAUAUGAGGAACAGUUUUAAUUGUAGAUUAUGAUGUAAUUUAGAAAUGAAAAAAUGCCAUAAAGUACUAACUGAAGUGUUACCGGAUUGUGCAGACUCCUGGCUGAAGGAAUGAGCAGAUGAAUUUUAAGUCAAAUUUGAAUGAGAAUCACAUUUCCAUCUUUAGGAAAAACAAACAUCGUGCCAGUAGUGUCAUGCAUGAAAGUAUUUUUUCAAAAUAUAAUAGAACUUGAAGUCUUGUUACAAGUUUUGUAGCACUUGCUGCCUUGGGAUUUGAAAGCACUGAAAUUGUUGAGCACGUAUUUUCCUAUGAGAGAAAUGUGAUUUUUGUAGCCAGUGAAAACAACAGGUUGGAGAUUCUGGGUUUAGAAUCACUUUCUUAAGGAUGAAUUUGUUUGGUAAACAUUGUAAAUCUCUUAAGAUCCCUUAAUUCUUUGAGAAAACGGAGCUCUGUGGUGAUGGAGGGAGCAGAAUUUGACUGUGGAGCUGCACUGUAGGCAUUUUUGCUGUGUUCUGAACCAUCACACAGUAAAAUACUUCCUAUGGUUGUCUUACAACAGUAUCAGUAACAAAAAGUUAUUACUUCUGCAAGCUAAUGUAUAUUUGAGAAAACUGGUGUAAAUAGCAAAUGUUUAAUAAAACCACUUUACUAGACAGAAGUAUUGGCAGUAUGAGUUAAGCAAUAAAUUUAAUUGCCAAAUUAAUUUCAUUUUGUAAUGAUGAAAUUCCUGUUCCUUUUCAUGAAGGAUCAUGCAAUUCCUGCCAGUCACUGUUUCUGUUGAAGACAGGUGACAUUUAAAAACACUUCAAUAAAAUAAUUGCAUUGCU